UUUUUUAAAAGGUUUUGGAGGGGUAUUUUGGUAUUUUUCCUUCACCCCAUUACUCCAUAAAUACUGAAUUCAACCUUCAUUUCUCCAAAAUAUACUCUUUUCUCUCAAAUCCUCUCAAGAACCAAACCCUAGGGCCUCAACCUAAAAUUCAACAUCCCUCAAAAUUUCACCGUUAAAUUCCAAAAUUGAUUCAAGAAUUAGAAUCCCCAAACUAAGAUCUUCAAGAAUCAUCCAUCAAAAGCACAAAUAGAGUCCCAAAAGCAAGUGUUCAUCCAAAGUUCAUAAUCUAAGGUUCAGAGGCUCAAUCUAGGGGUUCGGCUAAGCAGCAGAGUAUUUCAGAGAGAAAUGAUCUGUGCAGUGGUGAGCCUUCUUUAUUCCAAAAGGCCUGUUUAUUUUAGAUUAUGUCAUUCCAUUUGUUUUGGUCUACUGGGGUCUUGUCCCAAUUUUCAGACAGUUGUCACUUGAUUAUCUAGUAGAUAUUUUGCAGACUGUUUCAGAUGUUGUUUAGUUGAAAUUUUGGAUUUCAUUCCUUAUUGUUAGACUGAACCCAGAGUUUUGAUCAUGUUUCCGUAUUGAAUUAUGUUUUCGCAUCUUCUUUUAUUAUAUGAAUGUUGUGCAUGAUUACCAGAUGGAGUAGGACGUUCGGGCGACCUUCAUGGUUCGGGAUGUCCGUCACGGCCAGACCCUAGUUCGGGUCGUGACACUAGGAAAGGGCUAAACCCUAAGGAUAUAUCAUAAGUAGCCAUACCGUGCAUUUUUGCAAGAGGUUGUUUCCACAACUCGAACUAGUAACUUUCUGGUCUUUUGACAACAACUUCACCGGUUACACCAAUGAGUUGGUUUAAUUCCUCAGUUCUAUCAGCAUUCGACAUUAGUGUUUGAAGCAACUAAAUAACAAGAUUUGUUCCUGUUCACUGGUUGGUCAGAGAUGUGUUCAUAACAUAAGAGCUAGAUAAUAUAAUCCGCCAUCAGCAUGAUAUAAGUGAGUGAUAAAAGGGCAUUUUCUUAUGAAUAAAAUAUUUUUUUAAUGAAUUAUUCAUUUCAUCAUAUAGAAAGUAAUUCAUUCGACAAGACUAUUUAGGAAGGCUCUCAUUGCUCCACUAUAGUAUUACUUAGUAAGUGUGGCACUACUCUUCACCACGCAAUUCUACAGUAUCUAUGAAAGCGAGACUAUUUGCAAAAGAAGAUUUUUUUUCCACAAAAAAUGAAGGCAGACUUGGUUGGCUUGCCAAGUCUUUGGCUGAAUAGAGGACUUUUCUGCCACCACAUUUAUAAUUCUGAUUGAGAUGUGAAAUACUUGGUUGAUUUGGUGGUAUCAGAAAUUGAUAUGACUAAAAGGGAGACUUCAUUGCUAUUUAAAUUCUCAAAACCACAUGUUAUAGAGUAUACCUACUAAUUUUGCAAUAAUGGAGAAAGCCUUCACAUUUUUUCUGUUAACACUGUUCUUGCAUAUGGCUAGUUCAGUCAUGACCCAAACAAACAUUACUACAGAUCAAUUAGCUCUUCUGUCUUUAAAAUCCCAAAUCAUUUCCGACCCCUUUCACUUCUUAGAUAAAAGUUGGUCUCCCGCUAUUUUUGUUUGUCAUUGGGUAGGAGUCACUUGUGGUUCUCGUCACCGACGAGUGAUGUCCUUGAAUCUUUCUAACAUGGCACUUACAGGCAAGAUUCCCCGUGAGUUUGGAAACCUCUCAUUUCUUGUUUCACUUGACUUGGGAAGCAAUAAUUUCCAGGGAAAUUUGCCUCAAGAAAUGACAAGCUUGCGUCGGCUGAAGUUUCUUGAUUUAAGUUUCAACAACUUCAGAGGGGAGGUUCCCUCUUGGUUUGGGUUAUUACACCAACUUCAAUUUCUAAAUCUUGGGAAUAAUAGUUUCACUGGUUCCAUCCCUUCUUCAUUUUCUAAUAUUUCCAAACUUGAGACUUUGAAUAUGAAAUUCAAUUCCAUAGAGGGUCAAAUCCCAAAAGGGAUUGGAAGUCUUAUAAACCUUAGAGUAUUAAACUUGAAGAGUAACAAGCUCGUAGGAUUUAUUCCUAUGUCACUCUCGCAUGUCUCAAGGUUGGAGAUUUUGGAGAUAUCUUAUAAUUCACUUCAAGGAAACAUUCCAGAAGGUAUCGGCAAUCUUCACAACAUGAAAGUGCUAUCCUUACAAGUUAAUCAACUUACGGGUUCCAUACCAUUCACAGUUUUCAAUAUUUCUAGAAUUGAAAAUAUAGCAUUUACAGAGAAUAGCUUAUCAGGAAGUCUUCCCAAUGGUUUAUGCAAUGGUCUCCCAAUACUCAAAGGGCUUUAUCUAUCCACUAACAAGCUUCAUGGUCAUAUGCCUGCAAGAUUGUCAAAUUGUUCACAACUUCAACUAUUGUCUUUAUCAGAAAAUGAUUUAACAGGUGAAAUACCCAAAGAGAUAAGAAAUCUCAUUGAGUUAGAGAAGCUUAGUCUUGGGAUUAAUAGUUUUAGUGGUUCGCUUGAUAUGGAGAUCUUCAACAUAUCAGGGCUGACAGAAAUUGAUCUUUCAUCCAACAAUCUAUCAGGAAGCCUCCCACCAAACAUGUGUUCUACCUUACCCAACAUUGAAAGACUUUAUAUGGGCAACUUAACCAAUCUUGUUGGGACUAUUCCUCAUUCCAUCUCCAAUUGUUCAAAACUUAGUAUUCUAGAGCUUGACAGCAACAAACUCGCUGGCUUGAUUCCUAAUUUUCUUGGAUAUUUGACUCAUCUACAAAUCCUAAACUUGGGGACAAACAAUUUAACCAGCGACUCAUUGUUAAGCUUUCUGACUUCCUUAACCAAUUGCAGAAAUUUAACAUAUCUUGAUAUAUCUUUCAACCCUCUAAAUGACAAGCUUCCGGCCUCCACAGGAAACCUUUCCACGUCUCUUAGAACAUUUUUCGCCAUGAGUUGUAAAAUCCAAGGGCGAAUUCCAGAUGAAGUUGGGAACUUAAGCAGCUUAUUAGACCUUAGACUUUCUGGAAACAACAUGGUUGGAUCGAUUCCCACAUCAAUUGGCAAGUUGAGAGAUCUGCAGGGCUUGUUCUUGAGUAAUAACAAACUUUAAGGAUCUAUCGGUGAUAAGCUAUGUAAAUUGCAGUGCUUGGAUGUCAUCGACUUGACUCAAAAUCAAUUUUCAGGUUCUCUUCCUAAUUGUUUAGGGAAUAAUACUUCCCUUAGGGAGAUACAUCUCAGUUCCAAUAAAUUGAGUUCGAGAAUACAACCAAGCUUAGGGAACCUUCAAGAUCUAGUGCUUCUUGACUUAUCGUCAAACAACAUGGUAGGUACUUUACCUCCAGAAAUCGGAAAAUUAAAGGCUGCAAUACUAAUAGAUCUGUCAAUGAAUCAAUUCUCAAACGGAAUUCCCAGUGAAAUUGGAGGGUUGCAAAUGCUGGUGCACCUUUCUUUGAGACACAACAAGUUGCAAGGAUCUAUACCUGACUCAAUGAGCAGAAUGGUAGGUUUGGAAUUCCUAGACCUUUCUCACAAUAAUAUAUCAGGAAUCAUUCCUAUGUCUUUGGAGAAACUUCAAAACCUGAAAUAUUUCAAUGUUUCUGUCAACAAAUUGAAUGGAGAAAUACCCUCGGGAGGUCCUUUCAAGAACCUCUCGAGUCAGUUUUUCAUCAACAAUGAAGCAUUGUGUGGUUCUUCAAGAUUUAGUGUCCCGCCAUGCCCAACUUCAUCAAAGCACAGAUCAAAUAGGAAAAAAUUGCUAGUUCUUUUUCUUUUUCUGGGAAUUGCACUAGUAGUUGUUCCUAGCCCCUUUAUUUUCUUCUUGAUAAGGUAUAGAAAAGGUAAAAGAGUUCUUCAACAAACUGAUUCAUUGUCUGCCAUAACAAGAGAAAGAAUUUCAUACUAUGAAUUGAUCCAAGCAACAGAUGCGCUUAGCGAGAGUAAUCUGAUUGGUUCUGGAAGUUUUGGCUCUGUUUACAUAGGUGUUCUCAGAAGUGGAACUACCAUUGCUGUUAAAGUGUUCAAUCUGCAACUAGAUGCGGCAUUCAAGAGCUUUGAUACGGAAUGUGAAGUUCUGCGCAGCCUUCGCCACAGGAAUCUCGUAAAAGUCAUUACUAGUUGUUCCAAACUUGAUUUUAAGGCUUUAGUGCUGGAGUAUAUGCCAAAUGGAAGUCUUGAGAAAUAUUUGUAUUCACACAACUACUUCCUCGACAUUAGGCAGAGACUAAGCAUAAUGAUAGAUGUGGCAUGUGCAUUGGAAUAUCUCCAUCAUGGGUGUUCGUUGGCUGUUAUUCACUGUGAUCUAAAGCCUAGUAAUGUCUUGCUGGAUGAAUAUAUGGUUGCCCACCUCAGUGACUUUGGCAUUUCAAAACUGCUUGGUGAAGAUCAGGGUGAUUUGUACACUAAAACCUUAGCAACACUGGGGUAUAUUGCACCAGAGUAUGGACUGGAUGGACUAGUAUCAACAAAGUGUGACGUCUAUAGUUAUGGGGUCAUGUUGCUGGAAACGUUUACUAGGAGAAAGCCUCAUGAGUUUGAGGGAGAUCUUAGCUUGAAGCAAUGGGUGAGUUGUUCACUCUCAGAGGCAGUAAUGGAUGUCAUAGAUGUCAACUUGGUAACACCAACGGCUAAUUACUUUAAGAAGGAGCUAGAAGUUGUGGCUUCAAUCAUGAAUGUGGCAUUAGAUUGUUGUGCUGAAUCUCCGGCAAGAAGGACAAACAUGAAAGAUGCUGUAGGGAUACUGCAGAAGAUCAAGAUUCAACUUCUCGCAUGUUGAGCAUGUUUUUGAAUCUGUUGUUUUGUUUUGUUUUAGCACUUGAUUUGUGCAUGAUUCUGUUUUCAGAAAUGCAAGAAUAUGGUUGCAAUAACUCUCACUGUUUCCUCUUAAUAUUAUUCUUUGCAAGGUGCUA
Messenger RNA from Capsicum annuum, 4845 nucleotides. Its product is annotated as receptor kinase-like protein Xa21. The transcript has 4 exons. The coding region runs from base 3261 to 4712 and encodes 483 amino acids. The record is from RefSeq and is a predicted model, not a curated record. Lineage: Eukaryota; Viridiplantae; Streptophyta; Magnoliopsida; Solanales; Solanaceae. Gene Ontology annotation, molecular function: ATP binding; protein binding; protein kinase activity. Gene Ontology annotation, biological process: protein phosphorylation.